Messenger RNA from Mycena citricolor, 7206 nucleotides. Lineage: Eukaryota; Fungi; Basidiomycota; Agaricomycetes; Agaricales; Mycenaceae. The record is from the annotation of a GenBank genome assembly.
CGCACCUCCAUCCCGAACCGUCGAGGUGACGAAACACGUAAACUAUUCCUUUCUACGUCCACCAAUCGCUUGGAAAACGACCCGGAGAUAGUGUUUGAGAAAUAUGGCUAAUGCCUCCGCGAAACGCAUCGCAAACCAGAAUGACGCUGCUGUGAAAUACUUGAGGCUUGGAAUGAUCAUCCCCACCGUCGUUUCUCUCGUCCUGCGGCUGCUUUUCCGUCGGGGCUCUAUUCCACCGUCUAAAGGAUCCCUGUUCCUCUACGUCGUCACCUUCUUUCCCUCAUUCUUCCUCUCAAACUACUUGAUCAAAAUCGGCACUCCAAGACGUGAUCCCACCACGGGGACCCUCGUGUCUUACGGGGAGGAUCUCAAUCAGCCAGGUGUCACAGAGUGGUGCUUUGACAUCCUCUACAUCACCUGGGCCUGUCAAAUUGGUUCGGGUGCCUUUGGUGAAUGGUUCUGGUGGUUAUACUUGAUCAUCCCGCUCUACGCUGUGUUCAAGCUCUGGACAUCGGUCAUCUCACCCAUUUUCUUCGGUCGCUCAGCACCUCCCGUGGAAGAAACCGCAGAAAAGGAAUCCACCAGCAAGCGACAAGAAAAACUGAAGAAGCGGGUCGAACGUGGGGAUCCCCGAAUCCGGGUUCAGAACGGGAAAAAGUAAAACAGUCCACAGUGCUGUAUCAGCUGUCUUGAACUGUGACUUUUCUCGGCGCGUAACCUUCUUUUCCACAUGGGCUACUGGGAGUGAUCGGAUCGCCAUGGCUUCCGAAUCACGAUCACGUGGACGAUCAUAGACAUCCGACAAGUAAGUUUUACAUGAUCCAUGCGGAGCUUCAGCUUUGAGGGCGGGAGUGUCGCCAGAGAUUCAGACCGCUACGAUCGCAAUACAAGCACAAGGCAACGAGUAUCCCAUCGGCUGCUCAUUGAAUUUCCUUGGCUAGCAACGAGUAGCUGACUUCAUCUGACGGCUGCAUUGCUAUUUACACGAUCCUGAGCUCUCGUCAUAGUGAUAGGAGAUGAGGAGAAUGUACGAUAUCUCGACUGUCAGUCGGCCUCACAAGGAUCUGGAUUGUGAAUGCACCGACCGGGACCAAUCCUUGUAACCGAAAUAUCUGUUCAAGUGCUUGUGGCACUCGCAUCAUUCUCAAACCAGUGAUGGUGUUGGCCGCGUUUCUUGGACUCUCAUCUCUGCGUUUGAUGUGGAGGCAAGGCGCCGACUCAGAGGGUUUGAGGUUGAUGGGCGCCGAUCCUGUACAGACUGUUUAUGAUAUACCUUGAGACAACGAUUGUAUGGAAACCAGCACAGGGUAUAGUAGAUUCAAUCCUCGUAGUGGAAGCUCGAAGCUCUUUUGCAACCUAGUGCACCGCACCACUCAGACUGGCUUAUUUUCGGUUCCCUGGCACAGCCGCCCGAGUUGGCCGCAUGGCUGUCAACGUCGGAGCGGAUCAUUACACUGCCCCCUCCGAUCAGUAGCAGGCGCUUGUUGUUGUUCGUCACGGUCCACACAUAACAGAGCCAUCAGAUGGCUUUGUCUCCGUGCAUCCCUUUCAUACAUACGACCAGCUACAGGUCUGCUCAAAACCUCGACCAUCUCCUCCCCUCCUCCCAUCUCAGGGCCCAGAACGUCACCUGUGAACACCGGCCUGGCAUCACGGGUGUCAAACUACAUCAGCCAACACGCGCCGAAGCGGGUCGAUAGCUUUCAAUAGCAUCUGCCCACACUCGCCUUCCUUCCAUGGUCACCUCCCCCCAAAGUGUCGACCUCGGCGAGGCUGCAUCAAGAAGCGGUCCUCCACCUGCACCUGGUGGUGUGCAACCGCUCCCCAAGGGUGCCAUGGCAGCACCGACUCCCGGCCUGUCUUUUGCGGCGGCACCAGAACUCAGGCGCUCCACCCCCACUGCGCCCGUCACUCCCCCCGCAGACCCUUCGCAACGGCUUCUGGACGGCGAUGCGUCCCAUGGAGUGCAAUUCGCCAGCUACCCGGCAGAGACUCCGGAUGAGAAGACGAGAAACUUGAUUCCGGACGACGAAGAGGUUCUGCCUGCUGGCUGGGUCCCGACUCCACUGCAGAGCUGGUAUGCUAUCACUCUCGUGGUUGUGCUGCUCCUCCUGGCCAUCGUCCUGGAGGUCAUGCUCCAUAUAACGCAACAGAAGAACGGGUGGAAAACGCACGGCAACGCGACUUCGACGACGGGAGUGAUGCACUAUGUCUAUUCUCUGCCCCCGGUCAUUAUAGCUGCGGUCAUCGUCGCCCUAUGGGCUUGGACAGACAUCGAGAUCAAGAAGAUGCAGCCUUACGUAGAUCUCGCUCAUGGUGACGCUCCGCCGCACAAGAGUCUUUUACUGGACUACACGAGAUCAUCCACCUUUUUUGUCUGGUCAUCAGCCAUACGGAACCGACACUGGUGUGUGACGGCGGCGUCCAUCAUGGUCCUCGUGACGCUUACUUUCCAACCCCUGACGUCCGCACUGCUUUCAGUCAAAAACACCUGGGUUCAAUUGCCAGAUGUCACGCUGAACACCAUCUCAACCGUUGGGCUCAAUCAGAGCACUCAGUUCAACGAUCUCACGGGUGAAUAUUGUCCUACCGAUCCUGCGAGGGCUAGACUGAUUGAAACCUCAGUUUUCUUGACCGCUGCUGGUUAUGCCUCAGCAACUGUCGGCUACAAUCUGCAAGAGCCGCCUUUUGUGUUCGGAACCUAUACCGUCACACCUUUCAAUCUCCCGUACGAUAUUGUGACGAACGGCACUGUAAUUACGAACACGACCGCGAUACGAACCAACACAAACUGUGUCUCUGCUCCCGUGCAGAUGACCAACAACCAAAACGGGACCUGGACCAACACGCUCCAACAUAACGGGUGUUCUCUAGCCUGGACUGUAGACCACCGGGCCAUCACUCUCUUCGGGACAUCGACUCCCGACUGCGGCGACCCGACUCCGCCGCAAUUCCAGCCGGUCAUUUUCUGGUUCUUCACGUACGACCCGUCGCCGAUGUCCUCUGCUACAUUUUGCACGCCAGCGAUCACACUCUGGAACGCGCAGGUCACCGUCGACUUGGGCAGCGGCAACGUCACUUCCGUCGUCGAGAUGAGUCCAUUCACAAACUCCUCGCCGUUCGGAAGUCUGGCGGGGAAUCUGACCGGCGCCCCUCUCAACGGGCGAGCCUACAACGGAAUCAAUUUCACUCUUGCCAAUCCUGAUGGUUUUGUCCUGGACCGUCUGAGUGCCAUCCAGCUGACGAUGCCCGCUGCGGUCUUCCAGGCGGCUGUCAAAUCUUCGGCCGGACUCCAAGGAUCUUUCACUGCGGAUCUCUUCGUCAACUGGUCGAAUGAUGUCUACAACUCGUACCUCACGCUGAUUGCAAAAGCGGUUUAUUUCCUUUCAAAUACCGAGCCGAUUACUAUGCACGUGAAAACUUUCCAGCUACGAUUGUGGAUGAACGCCUUCGCUGUCCACGUUCUGACUGUGCUGCUGAUCCUUCUGGCUAUCGCAGCAGCAUUCAUCCACAUUGUGCAUCGUUGGGAGCGGCAGGAUCUCAAUCUUCUGCAUCAACCGGGCACCAUCGCCUCGGCGGUGUCCAUUGGCGCCGACACGGGCAUGGGCCAGCUUCUUGCCCAACACCGGCACGCAGAGGAUAUCCAGCAGGUGUUGCGGGACAAACGGUUCCGCAUUGAUCCAUUUAGCAAUAAGAUUGUCAUGGAUGGCGAGGAAGGAUACGAAGUCGUUGGGAGCCCGGUCGACAGACGUCUCAGUGUGUUUGCUGCUAUGCAAGGGCGUCGCGCAAGUCGUCGAUUCUCGCGAAUGCCCGUCUCUCCCUCGCGGACACCACCCCGAUCUCCGAUGGCCAAUCUUGCAGUCUGAAUGAACUCUAUUUUUACUUCGCACGUCUGUACUUGGGCUGAGAUUUGUAUUUUUGCUUUCGACACCGUUUACAAAUUUGCAUUCAUCAUUUCAAAUUAUUGUGCCGCGACGCGACGCGCCAGAUCAUGCUUCCUUGCACCUGCGGCCCAAACCUUUUACCCAAAACAGUCACCCUCGGAUGAGCCAGGAAUGAGCAGCAGUGAGGCACAAGGGCCGGAGAAGACGAGGUACAACCUCACGAUCCCCAAACGGGCAUACGUGGUCCCGAUGGGCGCUGCCUUGAUUGGGGUCAUCAUCGGUUUGAAUCGAGGCGGACGUUUGGCUUCGAUGAGAUUCUUGGCCGAAAACGCGCACCGAACUCCGACAACGCAAAAGGGGUGGUAUUACUACCACAAAACCAAGAACUACCGCGUCAUUCUGGGGGGCUUGAAAGGUGCAGCCAGGGACGGAGCGUACGUCGGGGCCGUGACGGGCGGCUGGGUGGGUCUGGAGGAAGCCUUUCGGGCCAUGGGAUGGGGGGAAGUUGCCAUGAGUGGAGCCGGUGUCGGGACUGCCGGAAUGUUCUCUGGGUUGUACCGGCUGCCAUGGAAGACUGCGCGGCAAACGCUAUUGUUGGGGCUUGUCGGAGGUGUUAGCAUGGAUAUCUUGAGAUAUGUUAUAGAUACGGAGUCGACGCGUCUUGAUUGUUCUUCCCUGAAUUUUACCCCCCCACCGUCUACCCGCCCCCUUGUGUCAGUGUUCCGUGGGUAGUGAAAAGUGGAGAGGAUCUGAUUCGUGAUUACGAGUUGUGGAGCAAGAUGAGCCACUGUUAUCCUCUCUCUCCCAGACACCAUCCCUGGCCUUUCGCGCUAUCUUGGCCGUCUGCCUUAGCCUCCGCGAAAAUGAUCAAGCUAUGGCCCUCUUCACCGGCCGACCCGCAACUAACGCCCCGUGCGUCACUUAUCCCAGAAAGGAAUCCAUUCGAAGAAUCUCUCUCCCACCCUCCACCACCACCGAAAUCUCCCACUUCCUACCACCACCAGCUCUUGACUCCUACCUCAGAGCAGAUUACUCCCCUGGCUUCCCCAGCCCCAGCUUUCGCUGCUGCGGCAUUACCCACGACCUCGCUCUCUCUCCAUGCGCCAGAAUUCAACAUGCAGACACCACCGAAACGAUUCCAUUCCUCUUCAAACAAGUCCGCAGCGUCACAGACACCGGCCUCCUCGUCGUCCAACGGCUCUUCAGCCACGUCUAAAGGCCAAAUCCGCAUAAAACUCAUCCAAGCGCGAGGCCUGCAUGUGCGACCGAACGCAUGUCCGUAUGUCGUCGUCGAGUUUGAGCAGAACGAGUUCGUCAGUCGAGAUCCGAUUGAGGAGACGGAAAAGGAGGUGAAAGGCACCCCGACCUCCCUCAGCACAGUCUCCAGCGCCGUGUCAUCGUUGAACACCAUCAACUCUAAGGCUGCCGCUGCUGAGGCCAGGAGUCGGAGAGGGAGUAAGAGCAGCAACAAGAGCACCAACUCGUCGCCGUCGUCGUCCGUGCCGAAACCUGCCGCGCUGAGCAACGGGCUUGCGUAUGCAAACGGGCACAGCACUUCACACACCAAUGGCACCACCGGAGGCCUAUUCGGCCGGAUCUCAGCCAACAAUCCAGUGUGGAAGCACGAAGUAUCCUUUGAUGUUACGUCUGGAGCCUCGCUUAUUUCGUUCAACGUCUACGACCGGGGUGCGGUCGAGCACGGGUUCUUGGGCACGGUGCAAAUCAAGCCGGUGCUGAUACACGAUCACAGUGUCGACCAAUGGUACAAAUUGGAGCCCUUCGAAAACGAGGUCGUAAGCGGGGAGAUGCGUGUCCAAGUAACAUUUGAGCAGAACAAGACUAAGCGGACAUUGACACCGCGAGACUUUGAGUUCCUCAAGCUCAUUGGACGGGGGACAUUCGGCAAAGUGUUUCAAGUCCGCAAGCGAGACACGAAGCGGAUAUACGCGAUGAAGGUGUUGUCUAAGCGGGAGAUCAUCGCCAAGAAAGAGGUCGCACACACAAUAGGAGAGCGGAAGAUUCUACAACGCUCCCUGGAGUCUCCAUUCCUCGUUGGUCUCAAGUUCAGUUUCCAGACUGACACCGAUCUUUACCUCGUGACGGACUUUAAGAGUGGUGGAGAGCUGUUCUGGCAUCUGCAGCGGGAAACGCGAUUUAACGAGGAGCGCGCUCGGUUCUAUAUCGCCGAGCUCAUUUUGGCGCUCGAGCAUCUGCACAAGUACAACAUCAUUUACCGUGAUCUCAAGCCUGAGAACAUUCUUCUAGAUGCGACUGGACAUGUCGCCUUGUGCGACUUCGGUCUUUCGAAGCCGGAUCUCCGCCCCGAUGAGCUAACAACCACGUUCUGCGGAACAACGGAGUACUUAGCUCCCGAGAUGCUAUUGGACGAGCAGGGCUACUCGAAAGUGGUCGACUUCUGGUCUCUGGGCGUGUUGCUGUUCGAGAUGUGCUGCGGAUGGAGUCCGUUCUACGCGGAGGACACCCAACAAAUGUACAAAAACAUUUGCUUUGGGAAGAUCCGCUUUCCCAAGGGUGCGAUUAAUGAGGACGGCAAACAGUUCGUCAAAGGGCUUCUGAAUCGCAAUCCCAAGAACCGUCUCGGGGCUGUCCGAGACACUGCCGAGCUGAAAGAGCAUCCGUUCUUCUCCUCGAUCGACUGGGAUGCAUUAGCGAGGAAGCAGGUGCCGCCCCCGUUCAAACCUGUCGUCGAGUCGGAUGAAUCGACAGCCAACUUUGACGAAACGUUCACGUCCGCAGACCUGCAUGAUGUGGGGGUUGACAUCGACAUCGACGAAGCCGACCCGUCGGAAGACUGGGUGCUUGCAGGCUCUCUGACGCAGCACCAGUUCAACGGCCCACUCGGCAGCGAGCGUGAUCUGACGAGCGACUCCCCCAAAAAGGAUUCUCCGCCGCGGGGGAUCGACAUCAAGCCGAAGAAGAAGACGCAGACUGCUGUGGGGACGCCGUUGACGAACAGCGUGCAGGAGAAUUUCCGGGGGUUCACGUAUUCGGGGGAGAGUGUCGGCGGUCCUACGGGCAUCCUCGCGAUGCGAGCGCGGGCCAAGACACCCGACGGCGAGACGGACGACAGCGCGGGUGGCACCGAAGACGAAUUCGAGGACCCAAGCAAGCCCGCUGGUCGCUACGCCCAUAAACGAAGGAAAGGGCUGGGCUUCACCGGAUUGGGGGAUGAUAUCUGACAAAACUCGAACACUGUAUACAAUCCUACUUAGAACGUACUUAAUGCUUUCGAAAUCUUGUAAAGUAGCCGUAGUAGUAGAGGGUAUGGGGUGUAACAUAACAACGAGCGGAAUGCACAAAU